This is a messenger RNA of Serpula lacrymans var. lacrymans S7.9, 1094 nucleotides long. RefSeq lists its product as uncharacterized. Gene Ontology annotation, molecular function: structural constituent of ribosome; RNA binding. Bases 74 to 736 code for a protein of 220 amino acids. Gene Ontology annotation, cellular component: large ribosomal subunit. The transcript is spliced from 6 exons. Gene Ontology annotation, biological process: translation. The record is from RefSeq and is a predicted model, not a curated record. Lineage: Eukaryota; Fungi; Basidiomycota; Agaricomycetes; Boletales; Serpulaceae.
ACCAUCGACGCGCUCGCCAACGAAACGUCAAGUUUUACUAACUUCCACCUUACAGGUUUACGAUUAAAAAAGCAUGAGCAGUAGCAAGCUUUCAGUGUCAAGUGUGCGGGGCUCCGUUAAAGACCUCCUCGCCGAAGCCAAUGGCGAAAAAAAGAGGAACUUCGUGGAGACUAUCGAGCUCCAGAUUGGCCUCAAGAACUACGACCCCCAGAGAGACAAGCGUUUCUCGGGAACCGUCAAUAGACUCCCCAACGUUCCCCGUCCUCGCAUGUCCAUUUGCAUUCUCGCAGAUGCUGCCGAUAUCGAUCGUGCUAAGCAAAUCGACCUAGAGUACAUGUCCGUGGACGAUUUGAAAAAGCUUAACAAAAACAAGAAGCUCGUUAAAAAACUUGCCAAGAAGUACGAUGCUUUCUUGGCUUCCGAAGCCUUGAUUAAGCAGAUCCCUCGUCUCCUCGGGCCAGGUCUUUCCAAAGCCGGAAAGUUCCCUACCCCCGUUUCUCACGCUGAGGACUUGAGUAACAAGAUUACUGAGGUCCGUUCGACGAUCAAGUUCCAGCUUAAGAAGGUUCUCUGCUUGGGCGUUGCCGUCGGUCAUGUCCAAAUGACUGAUGACCAAGUCCUUGGAAACGUGAUGCUGAGUAUCAACUUCCUCGUUUCGUUGCUCAAGAAGAACUGGCAGAACGUGAAGUCCUUGCACAUCAAGUCCACUAUGGGCAAACCUGUUCGUCUCUAUUAAGCGUAUGAUUCUCGUGAAAAGGGUGAAAGGGAUGUGUGGGAUAGGAGAAAGAUGAGAUUGGGGGGUAAGAGAGAUCGUUACCGUAAUGCACAACAUGAAGCCCCGCACGCUUGGACCAACGGCUUUAAGGUGGGAAGCCGAUUGGGAGCUGAUACGGUUUUCGUCCUCUUCCUUCUCAACUACUUUCUCUAUCGGGUGCACAUUCUACUCUGCUUUUGUGCUUGGUGAUAUCUGUGACUAUGCUGUGUUUGCACGAUAUGGAAAUAGGACAUGUUCAUAUGAUUGAGUGGUAGACUCCAUGCGGUGAUCAAUGAUUCGGAAUGAGAAGUUCAUAUGCAUACAUGCUGUCAAUGUCGGU